Molecule: messenger RNA, 995 nt
Organism: Guillardia theta CCMP2712
Lineage: Eukaryota; Cryptophyceae; Pyrenomonadales; Geminigeraceae
Exons: 11
Coding region: 1-846 (281 amino acids)
Source: RefSeq, a predicted model, not a curated record
AUGGACGCGUUAGUUAGGCAGAAGUCUUCACAAGUCCUCAUGGAUCAGAUGGUAGACGUGCAGACAAAGGACCACAUGGAUCAUACAUUUGCUGGAAUCAUGUUCGACGUGAGGGUUCGAGACCUUCCUUUUGAGUACAUCGAAAUCUCUUCCAUCUGGAUCAGAGGGAAUCUCGGCCCAAUUACGAUCUGGAGCACUAGCGGAGGGUUUGAGGGGAAGCACGAAAAUUGCUCACAGUGGCAACGACACUACAGCAAUAUUCAUAUGCCCAGUAUGCUUGAACUGCAAGAAAUGCAACUAGAUGUGCCAAUCAGGUUCAGCCAAGCCGAGACGAAAGGUAUCUAUAUUCAUGCUGCCGAAAUGGGAGAUGAGCAGAUCGUCUACGACAACAAGAGAGGAGAUAUCACCUACUCUGACUCUUACCUGGACAUCCUGCCUGGCAUUGCGCACCUUGCCGAUGUUCCUUUCUCUGGAGAAAAUCAAGAUAUUUUUUAUGGAUGGUGGGGCCCUCCCUGGAGAGACAGGCGGGAGUUUGUUGGCAGACUGCAAUACGGCAUCAAAUGGUUGAGAUGGAACCCUGAGGUCCAUUGCCAUUUCCCCGCAAUUUUUAGAGAGAUGAUAUGGACCCUGCUCAUGUCUCGCCACCCUCGAUCUCGCUGCAGUAUCCUUUACUGGCUCGAUCAUGACCAGCUCCUUUACGUGAUCAAUUGUGUGAAUUGGUGGGAGAAUUCGCAGCUGCUCGAACAAAUUGCUAAUCCAGCCGGAGAACAAAAAAGAGUCAACAAGAGAUUUGGUGACAAAUGCAGAGCGAUCUAUCGAUGGUUUUCAAAGAGUUUGUCUUCUUAGCUGACAUGGCUGAACUUCAAGAUCGGACAGCAGCCGACCAUCAGCUGACUCGAGUCGUGACGGUCCGAUCACCGGUCACCGCGCGCCCGGCCCGUACCCCGGUGACUGAGGGCAUCGCCGGGGCCGAUCGGAUGAUUUUGAGUGUUAGU